Messenger RNA from Melampsora larici-populina 98AG31, 936 nucleotides. RefSeq lists its product as uncharacterized. Bases 1 to 936 code for a protein of 311 amino acids. NCBI's taxonomy places the organism in Eukaryota, Fungi, Basidiomycota, Pucciniomycetes, Pucciniales, Melampsoraceae. The transcript has 5 exons. The record is from RefSeq and is a predicted model, not a curated record.
AUGGCCACCAUUCAAUCCCCUGCCAACCGAAGCCCCAACUGUGGAGCGAAGACUGGAGGUGGGAUCACCGUUAAAAGAAAGAAUCAUCCAUUUAUUGUUUCCUCUCUUUUUGAUGUCUUUGAAAAUGUCGGACCCGAAGUCAGCGGCAUGUACGGUUUUCGGCAUUCUCACACUACGAUCGUUACCCGCGACGGGAGUGGUGAUUCUGUAGAAUGGGUAAUAAAAUGUGUAGCAUAUGGUGGCACUGAUGGUAUACUGGAUGUCGACGGUGUUUAUUGUCUUAAGGGAAGGUUGUUGGCUCUGAAUCAAAAGGAGACCCAGAAAUUUUAUUACGAACCCGACUUUCAACUUUUAGCAAACACCUCCAAAAAUUUACCUUUCAAUUUGGCAAACGGCGUAAGUGUUACAGGUCUGGGCAUAAUCGAGACGCGUGUUGUUGAUCCAGUCGAGCCUGGAAAAGAAAACAUCUUUCUCAUUGUCAAACAUUCCGAUUAUAAUCCAGACAUUCAAGCUCAAUCCACUUUCAAAGUCGAGUACCGUGCCAUGUGGUCAAAACUCAUGGAGAAACUUCAACCAUUAAUGACGGAAGGUCGAGAGGUUAUGCUUACUGGCCAUAUAGUAGGUCGCAAUGAAAAUGAGGAUAUGUGGAUUGUCCAGAUGACCGGGGUCAGCGUUACAAGUGGUUCAGAGAAUGUGUCGGCACCUGUGACUGUAGAUGGCGCAUCAAGUUGUGCUACACCAAGGGGUCGAAAACGUGCGAAAAUGAUCUUCACGGAAUCAAACGGGACUGGGCCAUUGGCUUCGACGUCAGGCUCUGCUCAAGUUGCCGACGAAGACCCCAAUGUCAAAGGCAAAGGGAAGUCUUCUGGAAAGCCUGUCCCUAUUCGUCAAGUGCCAAAAAGGCCAAAAGGCACCGCCUCUGAUGCCGACAUCUGA